Messenger RNA from Fonsecaea erecta, 1263 nucleotides. RefSeq lists its product as hypothetical. The coding region runs from base 1 to 1263 and encodes 420 amino acids. The transcript is spliced from 2 exons. The record is from RefSeq and is a predicted model, not a curated record. Gene Ontology annotation, cellular component: mitochondrion. NCBI's taxonomy places the organism in Eukaryota, Fungi, Ascomycota, Eurotiomycetes, Chaetothyriales, Herpotrichiellaceae.
AUGGCAACUGCACGUCUGCCUUUCCUGUACCCGAAUUUCCUGCGUGCUGUGCGUGCGUGUGAGCCCACCACCUACCAUUCCAUUCGGGCCCCUCCGCCAGCUGCGGCAAAACCUCGACGCAAAGCGAGACUGCAUACCUCUGCAUGCCGCCAGCAAGAUACCUUUUCCCAGAGGUACGGGCCCGCCGCCUCUCAGAACCUCCCGCCUCCGUCAAACCCUUCGGAAGUGGCGAGUUCGCAGCAACAAGCCAAGGAACAGGAAAAGGGAAAGAACGACAAGUCCAAAGAGAGCAAAGAAUCAUCCCAAUCGCGGUCUGUGAAAGAUGGCCCCACGGCAGAAGAAGUCGGGCAAGAUGAGCCCCAAGCGUCAAACGCCACGUCCGACUAUAUUGAUGAGGCAUCCCUGCGCACAAAGAACCAUAAAGUCAAUGUCCAGGAGGAGAAGCCUCUAGACAACAACGAACUGGACCUGAUACUCGCGAUCCCCUCGCCGUCAGAAGUCAAGGGAAAAGACGCGCCCAAGCACCCCCAUCUCGAACCGUCUCCAUAUGAACAUCAUUUCGACACGUACUCGCUUGUCCAACAGCUAGCAGCGAAGGACGCCUACACCGUCGACCAGGCCAUCACGCUGAUGAAAGCCAUCCGGCUCAUGCUGUCGCUGAACCUCGAUGUCGCGAAGGAAGGCCUCGUCUCCAAGUCCGACAUUGAGAACGAAUCGUACCUCUUCCGCGCCGCCUGCUCCGAGCUGAAGACCACCCUGCAAAGCACGCGCCACUCCGAGACGCUCAAGCAGCGCAGCCAACGGGCACAGUUGCAGCACGAGUACGACAUUUUGAACCAGAAGGUGACGCAAGACCUGAUGACGCUCAAGGAGGAGUUGAAAGGCCUGUUCAACGAUCGCAAACUGGGCCUGCAGGAGGACAAGCGCAAGAUCGACAGCAAGAUUUCGGAACUCAACUAUGAAAUCACGGUGCUUCUGAACAGUGAAGCCCGGAGCGAGGUCGAGGGGUUGCGGUGGGUGUUGACCCGACGCGCGGCGUUGGCGAUUGGGUUCUGUGCUUUCAUGAUCAUAUCCGCCCUGAAUUACUCCUCGAUCAAGAUGCGCGAGAAAGAAGAGGCGGAGAAGAGACGCAAGGCUGCCGCGAAGGACGAAAAGGAACGCGAGCAGCAGUUCCAGCGCGAGCAGGCCAACUACCCGGGGCUGAGUCGGUCGCAAGGGACGCAGACGGAUGAAAUGGGAGUGGUCACCGAGACCCUUGGUUGA